AUGAGCGCAUGCCUAAUUUUUUUUGCCCUUCUGAAUUCAUGCUUCCUUCAGAUAGUUAUUGAAGACAGCGACGAAAAAGCCAUGGUGCAGCAGGUGGAUGAUUUGUGCCGCAUGCGGAUGCUGAUGGCCGGCGUGUAUGUCGGGCUCGGCAUUUCUUCCACGUACGGAUUCAGCAUCUUCACGGAUCAUCUGAAGACGAAGUACGGGUAUUCGCAAAGCGAAGUCACGACAAUCAGCACUGUCGGCACCUGUUUGAACUACUUCAGCUUUCAGGCUGGACUGAUGUUUGACUUGGUGGGCCCCACUGCCGUGUUUCCGAUUGCUGGCCUUCUGGGUGGCCUGGGCUUCUUAUUGUUUGGGUUGACCUUUGACGGCACGAUAAAAACCUCGAGCGUGGGCCUGUUUGCCCUGUAUCAGGGGAUCACCCACCUUGGCCUCCCGGCGAUGGACGUGUCCGCUGUCAUGACUCUGAUGCUACAGUUCCCCUUGGAUCGCGGCUACAUUGUUAUGAUCAUGAAGGUGUUCAACGGGCUUGGCACCGCGGUGCUGAUGGCGUACUUCAACGGCUGGUUCAAGGCGGCUAACUCCGAAGACCCGGAGGACAACAACUACUCCGCCUACGCGUACUUUGUUGGGGCGCAGAUUCUGUUGUGCGCCCUCGUUGGCGCGUACUUCACGCGGAUGCCGGCGUACUUCCCGUGCGUGUGGAGAAGGAGCCGUCUGAGCGCCGAGGAGCUCGCGGGGCGGGAGAAGACGCUUGACCUGUACAUGAGCCAGCAUGCCCCCUCGCGGCGUCUAAAGAUCGGUUUUGCGCUUGUCAUCGCCAUGAUGAUUUUCUCCACCGCGCAGUCGAUUGCGACGGCGUACGUGAAGACGUCCCACGCGGGGUACUUGGCGAUUUCCAUCGUGGCGCUGCUGCUGAUGGCGUCGUUCUCUGCGAUGGCGAUGCCGUUCCAAUUCCUGGGCCGCUACACCCCCGUGAGUGCAACGGAUAUGGACUGUAUCGGAGAAGCGGCCACGGAGUCGUCACCGUUGGGCGACGCCGUUGGUAAGGGCUCUGAGGUUGAAAGUGGCAAGCACUGCACGAAUGAGGUGGCUAGCCAGGCACCGCAGUACGAUGGUUCCUUCUGGGCCCAUCUGCUCUCCAUUGAUAUGUGGGCAAUGUGGUUUUCUUGCUUUGGCAUGUGGGGCACCGGCACGGUGAUGCAGAUGAACGCCGCCCAGAUUUAUCGCAGCAAGAACUACGGUGGGUUUGACACCCGAACUCUGACGCUGUACGUCGCCAUCAUGUCUGUGGGCAGCGCCAUAGGACGCAUCUUCAUUGGGGUGUUCGAUAUCAGACUUGGUGUGCUGCGCAAUGCGGGCAAAACAAACCUGCUGACGACUGUUGUGCUUCCGUUGGGCCCCCUGCUGAUGGUGGUGGCGUUCCUCUUCUUUGCCGUUCUGCCCGGGAGCGUGUUACUGCUGCCGUUUUUGCUUGCCUCCAUAGGGAACGGCAUUGGCUGGGCGGUGGCCGUCAUUGGUGUUCGGAUGAUGUACUCUCGUGACAUUGGGAAGCACUACAACUUUAUGUACACCUCUGGGGCUGCCGCGACCAUCGCUCUGAACCGCUUCAUGUUCGGGGAGAUGUACGAUGCUGAGGCGCGCAAGCGUGGCAAUUCCACCUCGUGCAACGAACCUGGGUGUGUGCGAAACCAGAUGUUUAUCCUGAUGGCCGUCAACGUGCUCAGCACGUGCACCGCUGUGGUGGUGCACUGGCGGUUUUCUCGCUUCACUCAGGCGAAGCUGGAGGAACAGAGGGCGGCGGUUCCUCAAGAGCAAUGUGAGCAGGACGUGAUCGAGGCGAAUUCAGCUGAGCCGAUUCCCGGGGGCGAUCAUAUGCGCUCGUAG
This is a messenger RNA of Trypanosoma conorhini, 1890 nucleotides long. Its product is annotated as pyruvate transporter 0. NCBI's taxonomy places the organism in Eukaryota, Euglenozoa, Kinetoplastea, Trypanosomatida, Trypanosomatidae. The coding region runs from base 1 to 1890 and encodes 629 amino acids. The record is from RefSeq and is a predicted model, not a curated record. The transcript has a single exon. Gene Ontology annotation, cellular component: membrane.